UCAGACAUCCGAAGGUGAUCCAGUUGGGAGUCCAUCGUAACAACAGCUCGCAUUAUGCCCAGGAUGAGCGCCGAGAAAGGGACUUAAUCGUUGUGAGCCGCUUAUAAGAGCGCGACAGUCGAAUGCUUCAUUCAGUUCAGUUAACGUGACCCAAGGCAAACCAGUCCCUGGUGCUUAUCUAACGAUAAAAUUGCUUAUCGUUUUCCUCUUUUUUCGCAUCUGUCAAUUUUCUGUCCACGGUUAGGCAGUGACUGCAUAGAAAAAUUGUGGUGCGAGUUCCUUUGGCGUUGAAAAAAGUAAACUUGUCAUUUUCCUUUUAAUGCAAGUUUUAUUUGAUUCAAGUUUCAGUGCGAAAGUGUUUGAAAGACACGUGAAUUUAUGUGUUUGGAAUUUAUGUGUACUGUGAAUGAAUAAUUCAUUGUUGAUUAUGGAUGAGAAAGUAUAAACAUUCUUGUGAAUUGAGAGAAGCAAGUAAAGGCGGGCUACUUUCAUUCGUUACAGUUAACCGUCAUCAAGAUUAAUAUCGUGACAAAGGGACGCAUUCACAGCUACCAAGAACUCGAUUUUUUUCAAUCACCUCGUAUUAAAUUGUCCAAUCCCGAAAGAUCUUAUCGAAACGAAUUGUCUGGAAUUUAAAGCGCCAUUAGACGUUGAUUACGCCUCGCAUGAUACCAAUUCGUUUAUGGCAGCGUUCGACUCGGAGAAACUUGAAGAGCGCGUCGUUAAAAGCAGCCAGCUUCUUCCGGAAAGUUUCAUCUGCAGAUUCCCGUUGGAGCAACCUUGAAAACUUUAACUGGCAGUCUUUUAUUUUAUUUCUUCGUUGAAACUAGAAAUUUAACGGGUUAAUACUGCAGGAAAGUGACGAGUUAAACUCGAUUUGAAAAAGAAAUAUAUGUGUGAACUAAGUGAACGUAAAAUGAAAAAGAAGUUAAGGGAUGAAAAGGAAAGAAGUUACAAAAGCUUGUAAACAGUGUAAAUCGUAUUAGUGAAAAAAUUAAUUACAGGAUUCUAAAUUCAAAAUCCAGUCAUGGCACCACCAGAAACCGAAGAGAGUCAUUCGAUGCUCGGCUAUCGUUCGGUAGAUUAUGUGAAAGUGACGAAGGCCGAAAAUGUUUGCGAAGAUAUUGAAAAUAACAAUACAUACGACGAAGAGAAGAUAUUCGACGACAGAAACGAGCUACCGCAAUAUUCGUCAAAUUCUAAAGGUGUAUUUGCACAGUGUUUAGUAUGCGGUGCAGUUUUGUUACUAGCAACCGGUGGAGGAAUGCCAAUUGGUUACAGCGCCAUUCUCCUACCACAAUUAGCUCAAGACAAUGGUACAAUGCAUGCUGAUCAAGAGCUCGGAUCUUGGAUAGCUUCGGUACAUAGCCUUGCAUCACCUAUGGGCUCCCUACUGUCAGGUCCAUUGUUAGAUGGGAUCGGUAGACGCGGUGCCUUGCGACUUUCAGCCAUACCUCUCUGUGCCGGGUGGAUUAUUAUGGGCUUUGCCAACAACAUCCCCUACAUUUUAACAGCAAGAAUCGUCUCCGGUUUUUCUAUCGGUCUAAUGGCGGUGCCAGCUCAGGUGUUGUUAGCCGAAAUGGCGGAUCCAGGACUCCGCGGAAUUCUAACAGGAAGCACACUAACCUUCUACUGCCUCGGUAUCGUCAUAAUAUACGCCUUAGGGGCCGUAUUAGCUUGGAACAUUGUGGCACUUUGCGGUACUGUACUUCCGGCGAUGGCGUUGAUCGCUCUAAUCUUGAUACCGGAAAGUCCAGCGUGGCUAGUAAGACGGAACAGACCCGACGAAGCUAAGAAAGCUCUCUUAUGGUUGAGGGGAGGAAAUUCUAAACAGGUUAACUCAGAGAUAGCAGUUUUAGAAGCGAGGGCAAAAACGGACUUGGCACGAACAACUGCUAAUGUAUCGCUGCUUCAACAAGUUUCCGCGGCAGUUUCCACCAUUCUUGAUCCAAGCGUCCUGAAACCUUUGACCAUCAUCAAUAUCUUCAACAUACUGCAAUUAAUUAGCGGAACCUACGUCGUUGUCUUCUAUGCCGUCAAUUUCAUUGAAGCAGUUGGUGGUAACAUCGUGAAUAAUUAUGUGGCAGCUGUAAUUACGGGGAUUGUCAGGCUAUUAUUCAGUUUAAUGGCAAGUGUUUUAUUAUUGAGAGUAGGGAGAAGAAGUUUGGGAAUAUUUUCGGCUCUGGGCACUGCUGUUGCUUCGCUGAUUCUUGUGGGUUACAUGGUUUUGUCGAAAGGACCAUCUUCUAUCGAUAUUUAUGUCAUUGGCAUUUGUUUACUGUUAUACGUCGGUGCAAACACUUUGGGCCUCAUGACACUUCCAGUACUAAUGGUUGCCGAGCUACUUCCGCAAAGAGCGCGGGGAAUCGGUGGCGGCUGCAACUACUUCCUCUUUAAUUUACUCAUCUUCGUAGUUACAAAAAUUUUCCCUACGAUGUGCGAGGCGGUGGGUGUCGUCGGCAUCUUCACCAUUUUUGGAAGUGCCGCCAUUUUAGAAGCAGUAUUUAUCUACCUUGCUCUACCGGAAACGAAAAAUCGUACUCUUGAAGAAAUUGAAAAUUAUUUUCAGCAAGACAAUUUACUUUGGAUAACAAGGUCAAGGGAAAGGAGAAAGGAUGACGCGUUCAUCAUUAAUAAAGUUUAGUGUUACGAAACGUAUGUAAAAUUGUACAUAAAUGUCUUGAAAUGUUAUAUAAUUUUAUAUUGUAUAAUAUAUGAUUACGUGUUUCUAGUU
Messenger RNA from Megachile rotundata (alfalfa leafcutting bee), 2734 nucleotides. Its product is annotated as facilitated trehalose transporter Tret1-2 homolog. Gene Ontology annotation, cellular component: membrane. Gene Ontology annotation, biological process: transmembrane transport. NCBI's taxonomy places the organism in Eukaryota, Metazoa, Arthropoda, Insecta, Hymenoptera, Megachilidae. The record is from RefSeq and is a predicted model, not a curated record. Gene Ontology annotation, molecular function: transmembrane transporter activity.